This is a messenger RNA of Jaminaea rosea, 1433 nucleotides long. RefSeq lists its product as hypothetical. The record is from RefSeq and is a predicted model, not a curated record. The coding region runs from base 347 to 1273 and encodes 308 amino acids. Gene Ontology annotation, molecular function: ADP-ribose diphosphatase activity. The transcript has a single exon. Gene Ontology annotation, cellular component: nucleus. Gene Ontology annotation, biological process: ribose phosphate metabolic process; nucleoside phosphate metabolic process. NCBI's taxonomy places the organism in Eukaryota, Fungi, Basidiomycota, Exobasidiomycetes, Microstromatales.
UUUUUUGUCUCGUUGCGCGAUUUCGCUUCUACUCUUUCAUUCGCUAGGACGGCGGGCACAUAUCCAUUCCCUGCCUGCAGUCGUCGAUACCCUCUUUCUUCUCCCCAUCUCAAGAUCCACGACAUCUCUCCUCACACAUGAUCUCUGUUCCUCUGUCCUUGGUUUCGCAUCUCGAAUGAAUUUGUUCGACUUCUCGAUGAGAGCCGACGCAGGAUGGAGUGUCUUCCAAGGGGCCGUUCGCCUCCACUCGUCAAGCUGUGGGCCGUGCGCGCUUGCGCUGACGUGAAUAGGAUCCAGCUUCAUCAACUCUUCGUUCCUUCUCAUCACAACCAACUUGACGGGAUAUAUGCUCCUCACAUCGAGCAGGGCCAUUAGCAGUCGUCUUGCCCCGUACUGUCCUCUUCUCGCUACUACCAGAUCAGCGACCCACACGCAGCCAAAAGGCCACAUAGCCUCUACCGCGACCCUCCCGCCCUCCUCCUUCCACACCUCCAUCCGCCUUUCCAAGUCCACAACCACCAUGUCCACCGGCACGCCAGCAACGGACAGCAAGAUCCUCUCCACCAACCGCCUCGAAACCGACCAAUUCAAGUGGGUCUCCCUCCGCUCAAUCCAAUGGCGCGACCCGACGGGCCGUGAUCGCAAGUGGGAGACGGCUGAGCGUCCAACCCGCAAAGGCAGCGCAGUGGACGCGGUUGCCAUCCUUGGUUUGAUCGCCAGGCCGAGCAGUCGUGAAGACCCCGAGGUGAUCCUGGUCAGCCAGUUUCGACCUCCCGUAAUGGUUGCGGAGGAGGAGCGCAAGGAGGCGAAAGAGGUCAAGAGUAAAGGAUUGGUUAUCGAGCUUCCCGCUGGAUUGGUGGAUGAAGGUGAAGGGCCAGAACAGACGGCUAUGCGAGAGUUGAAGGAGGAGACUGGCUAUGAAGUUGGGAAUGAUGGGGAUGGGUCUGGUCAGACGAGUAAAGUGCUGGAGGUGUCCCGAACGAUGUACAGCGACCCGGGAUGCAGUAUGGCCUGCAUGACUCUGGUUUGCGUGCGCAUCGAUCUGGCUUCGGACGAUUCGCCUCCGCCGGUGGCCGAGCCUGAUGAGGGGGAGUUUGUGGAGCGUAGGCUCGUCAAGCUCAAGGGGCUCUAUGGCGAACUGAAGCGCUUGCAGAAGGAGGAGGGAUAUGAAGUGGACGCUAGGUUGAUGCAUUUGGCGUACGGUGUUGGGCUAAGGGAGAUGUUCGGCUUGGAUGGCAAGGGGCCUGGACAGGGGCAGAGGGCGAAGCAGUAGAGGACAAUUCUUGACGUAGGCGGAAGAAGGGCGAUGCUAUAUGUGAUUACAGUGGCACAAGUGAUGAUGAUGAUGAGAUCAUGAUGAGAUGACACAGCGAUGCUGGUAGUAAUGAUGGCGCUUCUUCAGCGCUUCCUCUUCUUGACAAACAUGGCAUCCA